GAUAUGUACGCAAACUCCCGUUCCCCCACACCAUAACAAAGAUUUUAGUGGAGUUCAUGUAAGAACGUAAAACUGAUCAUCUUGUCUUCAACACAAUUGUGGCAUUUCAGAGAAGGUUGUUUCAUUCAGUCGUGGUACCAGAAUGUUUCGGAAGACGGUAAGUUUUUCUCGUGUUGAACUCUUUUAAUUGCAAAGACAGCUAACGUUAGCCGCUUAACGGUUGGAGUGGAACGUUUAGCUUAGCGUUUACAGCUAACUUACAGCUCACAAAAGUCUAACCCCAUUUAAAUCCUCCGAAGUCCUUGUAAAGAAAGAUUUAUAAGGCACCGUGAUAAUUGGUUGGCUCUCACUCAACGACUACGACAGCAGUAAAUUCAUAAAGUUUACUCACACUGUGUCAUUGUUUAGCACUGAUUUCAGAUAACGAAUGUGGGUCAGUGAAUUAAUUCAACACUGUUGUGUGCAUUUUUAACAACGCUGUUGGGGUCAACAUUGAUGAAUUGUAUUCUAUCUUUAACCAGUGAACUGCAUGUGUGAGACAUCAUCUGAGCAUAUCGUAAUGUAUCAUAUCUCUGGCUUUACACUUUCUUCAGCACACUUUCCAUCCUUCACAAACUAAGAGCAUGGAACCCUUGACUCUAACCUCCCGUGUGUCAAAAACCCUAUGUGGGGUUUCAACAGUUUCCAUCUUAUAGUUUUGGGUCCUUGAUACAGUUCGGAUGAAUAAUUGAUGCAUAAAAUUCAUCCAGUUAUUUACUAUCUAAAGUCAAUUUAGGAGUUGGACCGUAAUUUCAUCGAGCAUCCCCAUCAAUAUAUGUGGUAAUGCGUCGUUUUGUUUAAAGAAGACGUCCACGGUCCGUGUUGAGAGGAUACUGACCGUAAGGUCAAGAGGUUGGUGUUUUAAUAGACAGAUGCCCUAGCGAUUAAUCCUCAACCGUGUAUGAUCUGAAGUAGCUACUGCCAUUAUCCCUAAAGAGAAAGCCUUCUGAAAUGUGUGUGUGUGUGUGGUGGGGUGCUGACCCACUGCCAGGUUGUGUCAGAACUCCGGUCUACAUAAUGGAAUGUAAUGUCAAGUGGAUACUUCAAGUCAGGUUGACUUACCUAUUGUGCAUGGUGCAUAAAGUCAAAUCGACCUAGGUUGUAUUGCCUGCUCUCGUCUUUUGCCGGGAUGUAGUUGCCAACCAACUUAAGUCUAAAGGUCAAGGAAGUUACUGUUUGUCUGGUAUUCUUGUUUUAACAUGACACUGUCUUGCACUGCAAAACUAAACUGCUUACAACGGUUUUGCAGACUGUGAUGAAGCUCUUUGGGCCUUUGCUUACAUGAAAGUUUACGAGAAUUAGAAAAUCGUUUAGAUAAUCUACAAAAAGUAGUUGUUAAUUUAUUGUGCAACCUAUUCACACAGGGGCCUUCCUAACAGAUGUGAGCUCGCUGGAAAACUGAUCUGGCUAAUAAAUUCUCCCAAAUAUCUUUUAAAUCAAGUGAUAUUAAUGGCUAACGGAUGGAACUUUUACAUUUACUCAUAGAGAGUUAUUUCCCCACUGUUCUGAGUUUAUUUUCAACACGUUUCGCCAUUUUUGUUCUAAUUUCCAAUGUUACGACCAGAGUGGGGUCGUUGGAGUAAAAUAUCUGAUUUCGGCAAAAUACACAAUAAUUAAAAUGUUUGCUAUUAAUGACAUUUAAAUACAAACGACGAAAAAAUAGUAUGUCUGUUGCAAUAAACGGGUGACGACUUUGAAGUACACUGCAUGCACGCUGGGCAUUGAGAAGUGGGAGUUUACGAGUAGUACAUGAAGGCAGCAUCUCUCUGAUUCAGUCAAGCACGCGGCCAUUCACAGUUUAAGGUCCCUCCGGUGACUCUGAAUGACUAGCCGGUCCGCGUUUCCCCCGCUUCGUAGACACAUUGAAAGCUUUGGGUCGGAGCAGUGGAUUUUAUCAGCGAGUCGAAGUUCGGGUUGAGUUUGUAAAACGAUGUGGAUGAAGUUGCAAAGUAAUGAGCGAGGAUGCUGAAGCUGCCGGCAAGCCCGCUUUGUUCGGAGGAGCGCAAGGCUUUUGUGCCGCUGUCAUCCCGCAGCUCAUCCCCUGCUGCUUUGUCUUCACUUGGCCCUCUGAUACCGACCGGUAGGUGCACGUCCGCUUUGAAAGCACCGUUCUUUUAGCUUUUACAUUGUCUUCAAUUUAUCCGUCUCUUUGUAUGGGCUGGGCUACUGUUUGGAAAGAGAAUUCUAAUAGUGCCGAAAGGGGAAAAACACAGACUGGACUAGUCUGCAUGGGACUUAGUCUGGCACUUGAAACACAAACAAGAAUAAUUUUGUUAUCAAUGCUAUAUUGCUAUAUUAUUUAGUGAUACUAUUUGCCUAAUCCUGUUACUUUAGCCUACACACCAGUAAUAAUAUAAAUAAUACAAUAUAUACAAUAUAUCAAUGAUUGUUAGUCAUAUCAGCAUUUAAAAAAGGUUUAUAGGGCUCUGAAUUUGUUAGUGUCCUUAUCAUUUGAAGCGAUAUCAACCCAGACUGCUGCAGAGCAGAUACCCUGCCUUUGCCCGACUGUGUGUCUGUGUCAGCAGCCCCUAAAUAAUAGAUGGGACCCUCACCCCUUGGGGCUCUCACCUCAUGCUUUUAAUAGACUACCAAGAUGCUUUGCGUCUCUGUUUGAGUUAUUGUAUCUUGAAUUGGUUAGUGAGCUUGAGUUGUAUUUAACAUACUGAACCUGCAUAUGAGAUUUGUGAGUGCUUUAGGCCAUCAACCAAGAAAAAAAUAAGGGGGGGUCAAUGGGAAACUGGACAAGUGAAAUGUUAGCCCCCACUUGCUCUUUCUGUCUUUCUGAUAUCUGGGCUUCUGUAGAUUUGCAUCGCUGCAUGAAAGAUGAGAGGAGCUGCCUGCCCUGAGUGAAAUAUUGCCCCCUCAGUUCCUUUGUUCCCUUACCCGGCUAGUCUGGUCACUGGCUGCCAGCCUAUUUGGCUUGAAGUCCUGUUUUUGUUUCUGUUGCCCCGUCUCCUCUGACAAGCAACAUCUCAUCGGAGAUGUAUUAGAUUUGUCUUUUAACAGGUACAUGAGUGGAUAAAGACAAAAAACCUACAAUCAUUCUCAUCACAUACUGUAACAAGUCUUACAGGUGCUCUGUGUUAUUCUACAAAUAUCCUUAAGAUAGCCUUAGUGUUUGUUACGUGUAACAUAGACUGCAGAAGGAAGUCCUCUGUUUGACUGAUGGCUUACCUGAACACACUGAAUCAUGAGGGAGAAGGUGUGUAUCCACUUCUCUCUCUCUCUUCUCAGCUGCUAUGGUGACCCCUGUCUUCAAGGACACCGUCUGAUUCUACAGCUGUAGAGUGAAGUGGACAUAUUUGUACAGAAAAGACAUGCUUUUUGUUGCUCAUUUUUAUUUUUCUUUUUCUUUCAGAGUAGAACUCAUUUAUAAAAAUCAGAUUCCUAGUUUGAUUUCUAUAAAUGUAGAUAACACAUCUACAUCUACACAUCGUAAUCUCAAGCAGACAAGACUGUUAGAGCAUCAACCAACCAAGUGAAUGUUUGACCUUGACUGGUUGUUAGCCAGGGGUUGGUGAGAGUACCAGGUAAAGUGUAGCUAUCACAUUUAAUUGAUGAUAACGGUGUCGGUUCACAGGUCUUGCUUUAUCUUGGUUUGAUCUGUCUGCGACUGCGUCUACCCACCCAUACAGUUAACCAAUUAGGAACUCAGUAAGUGAGCUCGCCACUCAUCCAGAUGUCAGCCAGUAUGUGGGAAGGCAUUUCUCAUUACUGGCCUUUGAAGCUAUCCUAAAACAUACAUGGCUUUCCUGUUGGACACUUGGAAAUCAAAAACGCUUCUAGAUUCUUCUUUAACAAUAAAUAGCCCUCCUUUAACUGUAAGAGUUGAUGACCUAUAGUGUAUUUUAUUUUGUAAAAACAGAAAAUUUAGAUGCUAAAUCCGCUCAAAUGAGCUGCUGGUGACUUUAAGCUCCAUCUCUUCAUGUCUGUCGCAAGCUAUGCGGAGGUGAAGGCAGCAGUCUGACUCUCUUUACAUCACCAACUCAAUUUUUAUUAAAUGAUUAAAAAAAAAAGAAGAAGAAAGAGUAUUCAGCUUUUAUUUCCCCCCACCUCCUUGCCCCCAUUUUCCAUCUCCCUGGUUCCAUAGCCUACAGUAGAUGGUCAUAUUUCAUAGCAGCUCCUCCGAGGAGAGUGGGGCUUGCUUCAUUACAGAGACCUGAAUGUGUUACUGCCUUACAAGCUUAACAUUAUGGAUCAGAUAGCCGGCCACACUGGCACAUUGAAAGCGAAAUGGAUACAUUCAUUAGCAUAAUAUUCAAAUGAUAAUUCAUCACUACACAGCUGGAUAAUAAUCUCAUUACUAAAGGUAACGUAACAUUUUACAAUUUGCCUGUAAAAAUAUCAGACAUCAUAGUUUAUAGCUUUUCAAAACCAUAUGUUUUAGCCACACAGUUUUUAGGGCAGUUCUGUGUCGCUUUUGUGUGAAAAGGUCACCAAAGAUAUGACUUUCUGCAAGUUUAAAAGGUUUAUGUUGCUUUUUCUGUAAGGCUUACGUUUUAUCUUUAAUGCUUAAAUAUUAUUUCAUGCAAGACUAUUUAUCUGCAAUCAACCAUGUAGUUUUUUCUGCCAGUAGCUAACCAAUACUUUCUUCCUAAUAUCAAACUUUGUUUUGAGUUCUUAUUCUCAUAAUAUCUAAAGCUACAAUGUAAAGUAUUCAGCUCCAUUUAGCAGAACAAACCUGAUAGAAAUGGGAUAAAAUGUACGUAAGUAUUUAAAAAUUGGUGUCACAUCACCUGGAUACAAAACAAUGUUUUUAUUUUGUUUACUUUGAAUGAUACAUUGAACUACUCAAGGUCCUCUUCCACAGGUCUGCCACCCUGUAUUCCCAUGUCUUAUGCAGCAGCACAGAAAAGACAAACUGGGUCGCAGCUGAAAAUGCACUGGUUUGAGGAAGAGCAAGACGAAGAGUGAUAGAGUUCUGGUUGUGUUCAAAACAAUUUGCAUUCAUAGACAUUUGUAAUUUUUAAAACUUGACAAAAGAGAAGCGUAUUCAUCAUUAUUACAGCUCCUGCAAGGUCACUGUCACUUUAGGAUUUCACCGAUGGAAAGGGUUGAUCUUGGUAGUGUUUAACCCCAAGUCUGUCUGCUAGAUAUCACUAAAUAUACUCAGCUAUGCACACUUGUACCUUUAAUUUUACUAUAAUAUAUAGCUUUUCCUCCAAUACAAGGCCUGUGGCCACAACAUAAAUGAUCUGCCUGGUAUUUGGGAAUCAUCAACAUUCGCCAUUGGCUGAUUCGGCAAACAGUUUUUGUAGAUUUUAGCCUGUGAGCAUAGGGUGUCAAACAAUAGUGUGCAAUCUUUCUUUGUGCCUUUUGUAAUAAUGUUUGAAACUUUGGAAAAGAAUAUACUGUAUGUUUAAUUCUCUCAGAAGUGUAUGAUGGUAGAAAUGAUAGCUGUUCUCUUAAGGCUGCCCAUCUGUCCCUAAAAAAAAAAAAAUUACAGCAAAGCACUCUUAGAAGCAUCAAGGGCUCUGAAGCGAGGCAUGUUGUUUGUUACCCAACAGUAAAAAUCUCUGAUAAAGCAGCUUAUGGACCAAGUAAAGGACUAAUGCCAUUUCUCUUUGUUGUGCUGUUUCUAAGCGAGUUCAGCUCUCUCAGAUUGUUUCACAUGGAUAAACUCUCUAAUGGACGCUGAGGCACUGUGUGUGUGCAUGUGUAGUUGCGGGCUGGGCUGAGCUUUGGUGGACUGGUGUCGCCCCUGCCUCUGCAGCACUCAGUCCCUGUAAGGGUUCAUAGGAGUUGACUGCUAACUUUUUUCAGGCUCUCUUCUUCCACUGCAAAGCACGCAAAAAACAAACCCUUUACCCUCUGAGCAAUCUCUGCUGAGUUAUGUGUGAGAGCAUAGCUGUGCCCAAAGCAGAGAGAAGUAAUCUAUCUCAUUGUUGCAUGAAUUCAUGCACCAGUGCUUUGGUAUCUGUGCAAUUAACACUUUCAUCCUGCUCUGACUUGACAUCAUGAUAAUAUCAAAGUUUUAAGGUGCUGUAGAAUUCAAAUUAAACUCCCACUCCCAUCGUUUUUUUUUUUGGCUACUAUAAGUGUUCUCAGUGUUCUUUAAAUUGUGAUUAUAAAGUUUUUAGCCAAAAUCACGUUACCUGUGUCAUUGUUAAGGUCUUUUCUUCUGCAAAGUUCCAGAAGCUCAUUAGCAAUUCACCUGUGAGGCAGAGGCAGCGCUGCUCUGCACACCUCUCCAUGCUAGCUUGUAGCCUAACUUUGCCGGUGUAGUAGAGGUGGCAGGUAACAAAGGAGCUAUUCAGUUCUCAGACACUAAUGUCUUUACGGACAUGAUUAAAGCUAAUAUCAUAAUUAGCUUUCCUAAGAGUAUUGCAAUCUGCUAACUCACACGCGUCCUCCCUACCUCUCCGAGUCUGGCCUGCAUAGCGGGGCUCCGGGGGCAAAGCUUAGAUUUGCAACGUAGGAAACCUCGCUGUGCCUGCAGUUUGAUCUGCCGGAGAUUCACAGCGAUUUGAAUGCAGAAAUACUCAGAAAUGUUAUUUCGCACUUUAUAUAUAUAUAUGUCUUGUAGUAUCAGAAAAAUGUCAUAUGAACAUGUAGACAACAAGAAAAACAUGAUUUUCAUCAGAGUGGGUCUUUAAAGUGACACUGAUUGUGUCACUGAAUAUUUCCCCAUUACUGGUUCAGUUGCUACGAUCUGUCUUUGCAAAAUAAGCUGGGAGUUUGUCUGAAAGCACAGAUUUUCUCCUCCAUGUCAAGCAGUAGUCUUCUAAUGUUGAGGGGUUCACAUGCUUCCUUCAGUGGGGAGUCAGUCUCCUGUUUUGUUUGCUUGGGACAUGACUAUUUGUCUGUGACCCUUUCUCAGUAAGAAAAGACACAAUGAGCAGUGGCUUGAAUUUAGCAUCAAAGAUAUUACAGUGCAGAAAUUGCCAUCCAUUUUAUAUUUUAGUUCUGACUAGUUUUGUAGCAUAUAAAUCCUACACUGUAUUCUGUCAGUGUUCUCUUAAAGGGAUAUUUCUGUCUUUUUUGAGUACAUAAGUGCUGAGUAGUAAGUGAAUCACCCACAGAGAAUUUGGGUCGGCUCGGCCCCUUUGUUGAGAAACCAGCAUAAUACUGGCACAUUUGAUAGGCUGCAAAGUAAGGCAGCACGAUAUUGGAAAAAACUAACAUUGCGAUUUUUUUCAACCCUGCGAUAUAUAUUGCAAUAUUAAAAAAUACAAGAAUUUUCACCAGAUGACCUGAAUAGCACUUUAUGUUGUGCUGCACUGCGGAAAUUUUGAGGACCGUUAACCUGCAUUGAUCUUACCUCUUUUUGUGAAUGUUAGUAGAAUGGCUUUUGUCUGUCUUAGAGAUAUUUUUAGCUUUUAUUGUGCUGGGACGUUAUUGUGGCAACAGAUGAACACAGAACACGUGUUUUGGUCGACAUCAUCCUUCUUUAACCGAAAUAAUUCCAGAUAACUGACUUUCCUUUUUUUUUUGGCAACAAAUUUUCAUCUUCUGUGGUUUUCUCUGUUUGUUGCUCAGUUUGCGAUCGUUGUUGUUGUUGUUACCGGGGUUGAGCUGAGAAACGCAUAUCCUCUGAGAAUUGCCUGCACCUCACAAAACGCGCACUGCUUAUAGUAGAGUGGUCCAGGGAAAUGUACAAUUUAAAACCCAUACGGUUCUUAUUUGUUGGGCUAAACAGUGAUGAGUAAUGUUCCGAAAGUAAUUCUCAGCGGACACGCGUUUCUCGGCUCAACUCCGGUAGCGCCACCGACUCACUCCAUGUGCAGGGGUGGGUUUCCUCCUCUCUGAUUUUGAUUGACAGCUGGCAGUGUAGUCUGAUUGGCAACAGAGUAAGGAACAAAGGUGAUUGGUGGAUCGCUGCAAAGCACAUGUAGAGUCACAUGCAGUGUAUCUCAGUCGGCUACCCUUGAAAUUAGAUGAGUUCAUUCACCUCUGACAUCGCAGGCUCUGCGAUGUGACUAUUGCACACAUGUACAUCGCGAUGACGAUGCUCAAACGAUAUAUCGUGCAGGCCUACUGCAAAGGGGGUCAACAGUACCAGUUCCUGAUACACUGUGGUUACGAGUCCCUUAUAUGACGGCAGUAGCUCUCUUGGUGGGCACGGACUCAAUCACAAAUGCCACUUAAAGGGAUAUUCUGGCGUAAAAUUAAGUUAGAGUCAAACACACCAUAAUAUCAAGUUAGACCCCCCCCCAAGAGAUGAAUGUACUGACCGCUUGCUUCUCUAGUUACACUAACUUUACUAAUGACCUCAUGAUAGCAAUACACAGCGGUCUACGUCUCCAUGUGCAAACCUCAACCAAAAAGCCACUCUAUAGCCACAAAUAAUGCUCAGAACAGCACCUAACUUCAUCAACAGGACAUAUAGGGUCCCAGCCGUAGUACUAGCCACCAAACAUCUUUUUAGCUUUGCCUGGUUUCUUUAGCAAAGAGACUAAACACAACUCACCCAUUCUCCUCCAGCAGCUGCUUGUUAGUGUUGUUUGUGGGGGGAGCCCUGACGAGUCGAUCACCAGCAGAGUUUCACAGCUCAAGGAAGAACAUUUAUGAUUAUUACUUCAUGGAAAUGCAAUCAGACUGAGACGCCAAGACAGAAGAACUACCGCGUCUGCAGUGCAAAAUGAUUAUUAUGAUGAUUAUUAUGUGUUUGACCCUAACUUAAUUUUACGCCCGAAUAUCCCUUAACAGAGUGCACACUUGCUUUGACCGCAGUGUUGGGCUGGACUGUCUGAACAUGAGUUAAAGUUUAAGGUAGAACAUCCAUUGAUUACUUAACUUCAUCCCAGUUCUCCAGCUGGUUUCUCGACAAAGGGCCAAGCUGACCGACAUCCCCUCUGGGUAGUACACGUAUAUUUGAUAAGUGAUCCCUUAAAACCUCUUUCAAUUACCCAGUAGCAGGAUUUUUCAUUAUAUGUCCAGGUUUAAUUGAAGGUUCAAAAAAGCAUAUGUCUUGCUUUUCACAAACCACUCGUGUCAAGUGUAUAACCUGUCACAGUCCAGUGCAGCUGCUAGUCUGAGUGGUUUUUUUUUUUUGUGGACUUUGUGCCUGUUUUUGAGUACAUAUUUUCAACACGCAGUUGGUGUAGCUUGGUCAUCCAAGAUCUGUUUGACAGCAGACAUCUUUAUUUAACUUAGUGUCACAGAUUAAAAUAGGACAACCUUCAUAUCAGCAACAUUACUUUUUCUUUUUCCACAUCUGGUUGAAAAGAAAAUGAGGAAUGAAACAAUUAAUUUGUUAUUUUAAGAUGCCAUGCUAAUUACUUUGACAACACCCUUUCAGCCAGAUAGAGAGUCAGACCAAAUUCCUUUAAUAUAGUCCUCCCUGGACAAAGUUUUCACCACAACAUUCAGUGAAAAAUCUCUGCAGUAAAGAGCAGGUGAAAAUAAGACACGUUGAUAACUUGGAUUUCCUCUGUGUGUGCUCUCCUCUUUCAGUGACCAGCAGUGUGGUUUCUCAGCAUUGGACUGUGACCACCAGCAGCAGCAAGCCGGCAGCAUGAGUCUCUAUGGGUCUGGCGCCAGUGGAGGCGCCUCUGGAGGGGCGAGGGACAGAGGUGGAGUAGAACAUUAUCGGGAACAACGGCGGCGCUCCGGUGACCGCUCACGAGACUCCUCCCAUGAGAGAGCAGAGAGUCAGCUGACGCCGUGCAUCAGGAAUGUCACUUCUCCCACUCGGCAACAUGGUGAGGAGGGGAGAUAGUCGGAAUACCAACACAUACUGCACUAGGUUUCACUAGAAGCUGUCAUCAUUUAUGUUCCUCCUCUCUCACACAGACCGAGACCGUGAACGCGGCGAUGGAGGCUCGUCCUCGAGAUCUUCCAGUCCACGUCCUCCCAGGGUUUCUCUCCCCUAUUCCCAUGUUGGUGGGGCUCUGAUCAGUGGACACAUACCUCGGUCCUUGGGUCCUUCUGGAGUAGAACACCAUUCCAAGACACUAAGCCAUGGACUGUGUGAUAUGAUCUAUGUAUAUGACCUCAGCAGUAAAGAGGGGCAUCGCAGUGGACUGAGACUGGGAGAGAGAGUAACACUUAUAGUGGACAACACCCGGUUUGUGGUAGACCCUGCCAUCUUCACAGCUCAGCCUAAUACCAUGCUGGGCAGGUAAGGACGUAGAGAUAGAUUUCAUGUUGAUUUAAAAAAAAACUUUCAACUUUGAGUUUUGAACAAGUGGUGACACAGACUCUGAAUAACAAGGAUGCUUCAUUUUGACCAACAAAUGCAAACAAGUCCAUCAUUCUCAACGUGGAUCAUUUCUGUGUCAUCAAAUUGGGUUGAGCCUCUGGCACAGCAUGGGUGUCAGACGAGAACUUUGGCAGCAUGCUGAAAAAAAACUACAUUUUCUCACAUUUUUAAUAUCAGACAUUUGGAUCAAGCGUAAAAGACAGUAGGAUGAAACAUUUGUCAGAAAACACUGUACGUACAGAACAAUAUCAACCAAGAGCUAGCAGGUCCAUGGAGGGAACCAAAACCUAUGCAGUGUGAUGAGAGUGAGAGAUAGAUGUCAAUCUGUCUGCCUGUGUAGCCCUGCCAUGCUUGAGUGUGAAUUAGGGUGGUUGGGGGUGCAAACUUCCCUGUAACUUAGAUCCAGGCAAAAUAACUGAGUAUGCACUGUACAAGAAUAAUAAUUAGAUCAAGUAGAAGUCCCUAAAUGCAAGCAGGACAGGAAUACAAGUAUGGAAGCCAUUGUGACUCCUAUCUCAAAUUCAAAAGCAUUAGCAGAAAUGCUUUUUCAUUUCAAAGUCAUGGCUGCACUAUUUGACUCAAAAAUAAAAAUAAAAAGCAAUAUUCCAAAAUGCGAUUUCAUUUUCUUCUUCAAGACUGCUAAUUUUGUGACGAAAUUAAAAAGAAAAACCAAACUCAGAAAUGCUUUUUCGUGCUCGCCCCGCAAAAAGUGUCUCAUAAUUCAAUCUAAUUCGCAACCCCAAGUCGCGCCGGAAAGUGACGUCACGGACCCCACUCGUUCUGGUCCCUUCUGGCAGAUAGGGGGCAGUGAAUCCAUGUACCAUUGAAUGAAAUUAAAACCGCGGAUCUCGGCUAUCUGUUUCAGCGGACUAACGGACUUUAUACUCCUCAUUGUUCUCAUCACUGAUCGGUGGAUUUGGGAUAUUUUGCAAAUAAAGGGUCAUAAACAGUGAGAAACAGACAAAAUGGUCAUAGAGAUGCCUUAAAAAUACAUGGCUCAGAGGCAGAAUCACUGCAGUCUCUGUCCGUGUAAACCUGUGACUGUAUGCAGAUGUCAGCGGUGUGUCAGGUGUGCUGGUCCUUUUACUCACUCACUUAAAGCAUGGAGACGUGGACUCUACACAUUUUAUCUUCAGUGGACUAGAAAUAUUUUAAUUUCAAAGUCAUCUGCAGGCUUCUGUUGCACAAUGUAUUCAAGUAUCCCAUCUCAAUGAAUGAGAAUAUAUUUAUUCUUAUUUGUUGAGGAGCACCUGUACUGUAUGCUGUUAGCUUGCUUCUGUGCAGCUCAUAGCUAGAACACUGCAGCAGUAUGCCUCGAUGUUGAAUUUUGUGUAUGUUGUUGCAAAGUUUAUUUCAGGGGUACAGUAUCUGAAACGGUAAGGAAAUAAAACAGCAGAGGAGAUAAGAGUGUGCAACUUUAUUGUUCUUGUUCAAAUGAUCCUUAGUCGGCACCUUGUCAAACUUGGGUGUGCUCCUCUUGUACAAAGCCUACAGGUACAGUAAGAACCUCAUCCAACGUUCACCCCUGUAUUAGUGUACAGGUUGUCACAGGUUAGCCCACUGAAGAUAAAAUGUGUAGAGUCCACAUCUCCAUGCUGUAAGUGAGUGAGUAAAAGGACCAGCACACCUGACACACCGCUGACAUCUGCAUACAGACACAGGUUUACACGGACAGAGACUGCAGUGAUUCUGCCUCUGAGCCAUGUAUUUUUAAGGCAUCUCUAUGACCAUUUUGUCUGUUUCUCACUGUUUAUGACCCUUUAUUUGCAAAAUAUCCCAAAUCCACCGAUCAGUGAUGAGAACAAUGAGGAGUUUAAAGUCCGUUAGUCCGCUGAAACAGAUAGCCACAAUCCGCGGUUUGAAUUCACUCAAUGAUACACGGAUUCACUGCCCCUUAUCGGCCAGAAGGGACCAGAACGAGUGGGGUCCGUGACGUCACUUUCCGGCGCCACUUGAGGUCAUCUUUGCUGUACCACUCUAGAUUGAAACAGAUCAGUUUAAAAAUGAACAGCAGCAACACUAGUCUACUUGAAUGUCCUUGGAAUCUGUUGCUCAGUUUGUUUGGUUUCCUUUUGUUGUCAUAAAAAGGUCAAGUAGAAACUGUUAACUCUUUUUCUCCUGUUUUCUGUCAGGAUGUUUGGUUCUGGGAGGGACAACAACUUCACUCGACCCAACGAAAAAGGAGAAUUUGAGGUGGCAGAUGGCAUCAGCUCCACUGUUUUCAGAGCCAUUCUGGUGAGAAUCCUAACACUUUAGCUCACAUCAGCUCUGUCACUGUUUGUUUGGUCUUCCUACCAAUAGUUAGCAUUUCAUUUUAUCACAGUACCUCUAAUCUUCUUGUUUGAACUUCUCUGUACAAUGCUUUUGCUAUUUUUUGCUUCUCUCUUUCCACUGUCUUUUUUCUAUUGUCUAUUUUCUCCCUUUUUCUUAUAUCUCUUACUUGACCUUUUUUGUUUCUCUGAUCUAUUUAUUCUCCCUCCUCUCACUUGGGCCUUGCGAGUUCAGUUCAGACCUGACUGCAUCUCCCAAUGUUUUAUUUACUCCCACCCAUAUUCCUCCAUUCUUCAGUCAUGCACAAAGUAUUUCAGAACAUCCAUCCAUUCCGCACUAACUCUUCGUUUCUCUGUUUCUGUUCCUUUCCGGCUAUUCACUUAGUUUCUUAUUGCUGCCUGUGCUAAGAGAGAUAUUUAGCUUAGUCUUUUAUGAAAGUCCAUCUCUUGAUCUUAAAGUUCAGCCAAGUAAGACUUUGAUAAUGUCUGAUUGCAUAGUGUUUCAGGUCGAGCUGUAACCCCCAUGAACAGAUAUGGUGCUCAGUGCACUUAUUCAAAACUAGAAUCGACACCUUUUUUUUCCCCCUCCACAAUAAUCUUUUUCCAAAAUCUCCCAAGUUGUUGGAGUUGAUGAUCAGUCCUUUUCAGGAAGUAAAGGGAAGAUGCUGCAAAUUUCAGAACAUCAGAUGUUUAACCCUUGGUUCCUGGCUCCAUCCAGCCGACCUUGUUCUCAAAACUGACAUGCAGAAAAGUGUGCAUAAAAACAUAAUUUUUUAACAUUUUUUCUAACUUUUUUCUUUUACUCAAAUCUCUUAAACAACUUCAGCCAUUUAAAAAAAAUAAUGAACUAAAAAUUUGAUGUAUCACCCUUUUUAUGCCAGUUACUUGGACGUCGCGUUUUGACUGUAAAACUGCGCUCACAGCAUGCCUGGUUAUAAACAUGGACACAGGAGCACACAGACUUUUCCUUACACAUGUAUCCCACUCUUAGACAUCUAUAUCUAGUGGCACUUGAAGUUUCAUUCAAUUCUGAUGAUGUUUAGUGGAUGAAAAAGCGCUUCAAACACUCUCAGUCCAUGAACAAAGACUUUUGUGUGAGGUACAGAAGGGGUUAAAAUUAUGUGCAGCUGUUUUAUCACCGUUGGAAAUUUCAAUUUAGAGCCCUGAUGAUCAAGUGACUGUAAAUUUAAAUGUUGCAAUAGUUGUUUUGGUGCCAAUAACACACGGUCAAAAAAUGUGUUUUUAAUGGAAGUCUUUAGUCCAUUUUCCGGACAAAGUAGGCUGGAUGGAGCUAAACUGCGGCGACAGAGUUCUACAGGCAACAAGUGUUUCUAUCUAUUUAUAUUUUUUAUGAAGAAAAAUAAGAGCUCUCACCAAACUUGAUGCCCCAAUCUUUAAAAAUGUGACUGUCAGCUCAAAAUUAAGAUGAAAAAAAUGACAAAUGUCCGCCAAACGGACAUAAUAGGAACUGAGGGUUAAUAAUUUUACACAGUUCUGAGAGACAUUUGAGAUCAGCCUGAAAUGUUGUUUUUAAUUGCCACACUGAAAAGAUACUUUGUUUUUUACACCUCUUUAUAUGCUUCAUUCCUGUCAGCAGAGAGAAUAAUAAGAAUCUUUCAUCAAAGCUGUAAACACUAUUAGUAACCACUUUUUAGUGUCUUUCUGGGCUUUUGAUAGAUCUAACUUGCCCUGUGUUUCUCUAUAGCAAACAUGGCCAAGAGAUUCCAUUCUCACACUGCAUAGUCAGCAUAGUCAACAGUUGCUGUCAUGGCCAUCGUCAUACUGCUGCUGGAUCUGCAGACAGAGCUGCAGAUUUAGGGCCAGUGUCAGGGUCUAUUGGUAAUCUUUGUCUAUCAUCCUGAUGCUGAAUGGCCUUCUGGUGAUGAAUGUCAGCUUUUUAGUUUCUCAGUGACUCAGGUGUAAGUCAGUGCUUUUAAGCCAAGACUUCCUUUUUGUGCUGCGUUUACAUCUGUAAAAUACAACAGCUGUCAUUUCUUGGUCCAUUACUUUUCCUGGGAUACUGCCCGUUCACCCUGUGUCAAGUACCAAAUUUGUUUCUCUGUUCCUUUUUGAAAACAGAGGUUGGAUUGUUUGUCUUUGAUACAUUCCAGGUAGACAUCUUGCCAACGAUACGCUUUUACAGCGCAGUGUUGAGCAGUCGCGUGUCUCAAGUUUCUAUCAGGAGCAGUUUGUCAGCUGCACUCAUAUGAAGAUAUCUGUUCACACAUAUGAGUAAAUCCUCAUCAAGACUAUUGCUGAAGGGAGCUGGAAUGUCUCGCCUGCUUUCUCCCUUCACAUCACAUACACCAAUUCUACUCAGACUAUGAAUGCACUACAAGUGGAAACUGGAACUAGUUCAAAAUCCAGAUCUAUGUGCACAGAUUACAUGUUUUUUUUAAUUCUGCAGAAUCUGUAAACAGGGAUCAAUUGAGGAUCAGUGCUUGAUGACGGAUUGAGUAUGUGCUGGCACCAUAGACUGCAUAUAGAAUGGACGUUGUCUGCCUCCUCGCUGGGUGAAGUCACCGCGAGAACAGCACCCUCUGGUGACAGGCUGCAGUAUAGGUCAUAAAUCCCACCUCCUCCAGCAAUCCCUAUGGAGAUGUGGACAAACUUUACAAAUUAAUUACACAGAAUAUAAAAUUUUCUCCCCCCUGGUUGUGAUGUUGACAUUAGUUACUGUAAGACUGGUUUGUGCUUAAAACCUCUUUUUUCUGUGCAGCUCCAUUUUUAAAAGUUAUUAGGGGGUUUAUGUUUUCUAUGAUUGACAUUUGAUACAGCCUAUGGGCAUGCGUGGCUCACCCGGAGGAUACGCUGUUUGAGCCGAGCGCCAUCACAGCAACUCUUGGCGACUCUCCUGCCGAACGCGUACAAUGCUACUGCACAUGAUGUGGUUCCAGAAAGUGGAGAAAAAACUACAGAGAGGCUUUUUGGCUUCAAAUCUGUAUACUGGCAGAAGGUGGAACCAAGUUGACCAUAGUAUGUACAGUCUCUGGCUGGCACCUCUUCUAAGUUGCCUUGUUUUCUGCAUUUUGUAUGCUGUAUCAGGGUUUCUACCUGUGGUUGUCCCGUGUCAGCCCCUCGCAACAACCUUCAAAUUGAUCCGUCAGACUGUUGGGUGGAUGUUGAAAAGUUCUGCCUGACUUGACAGCUUUUUCUGUCAACAUAUUACUUUUUUCAAAAAUAUUUCAGGCAAGUGUAACACACCCUCGGUCUCGCUCAGCUCUAAUGGUAGCUAAUAAUAAUAGCUUGGUUGUAGUUGUGGGAUAAUGGGUUGUGGCGUGGGAAUGUCUUGCAUUAAACACAACCUUAGGAGACAUGAAAGAGGGAGCAGUACAGAAGAGGAGCUGAGUGCUGCUCGGGUUCUGUGUGUGCAUGCAGCGUGUCGUGUUUGAGGAGCAGGACUUGUCGAGGGAAACAGAGGCUGUCGUUGUCUCAUCUGACAGGAGCUCGCAGACCGCAGGGGGACGGAAAGUGGAGCAGGGAGGGAAAGUGACGUUUUGAGCUUUUGCUUUCAUCACCCUGUGCUCCCCACCCCAUCCUCUCUGCCUCUUUCUCUCUCGCUCUCUCCUUCUGAUAUCUGCUGGUUUUACUUUCAUCACUGUUCGCUCUCCAUCCCUCCCCUUCCUCUUCCACUUCCAUCUCUCCCUCCUCUCCCUCUUUCUGUGCUGCCUGUGCUGUGUGAGCAAAGCAGCAUCAAUAAUGGCGUCUUGUUUUUUCUCCUAUGCUUGUGUGUGUAUGUGAACACCCGCCAUUCUGCCUGUGUCUCUGUGUGUGUCUGUGUGUGUGUGCUGCUGAAAAUGGCAGGAUUACUACAAGUCAGGGAUAAUCCGCUGCCCUGACGGCGUUUCUAUUCCGGAGCUGAGGGAGGCAUGUGACUACCUCUGUAUCUCCUUCAACUACAGCACCAUCAAGUGCAGAGACCUCAGUGAGUACGCAAGACUGCACAUUGACUGUGUGAAGUGUGUGGAGCUGCAGGCUGAUGUAGUUUCUGGACUUUGGUGAGUGUGGAGCACAGAUUUUUUAUUUUUGAUGAAAUCAGAGAGGAACAGAGGGAGAAUACACUUUCCCUGUUGUUUUUCAAAACCAUUAUCUGGGCACUCUGUUGCCUAACAAUUAAAAACUACUCCUAUGUAAUGCGCUGUUUCUAGAUCUAGUAGGGACAGUAUUGGUAAUUCAUGCACAGCAUUGACUGAAGCUCCACAUGAUCUUACUAUUAGAUUCUAAAGUAGUGGACAAACCAGAUAUCAUGACAGUUUUAGUCAAGUAGUUUGACGCACAAAAUCAUAUUUUACGCACCUGUGACAUCAAACUGUUCCACAGACAUGUCACUGUGUCAGUGAUGCACAUCAGUAUUUGUGAGAGUGGUCGAUCUGUGUUAUUAUUAUGCGCCUGCUGCUGCUGCUGCCUCUUGUCUGUGUCUCUGAGUGUGUGGGAGGAGGAGCUUCAGCUCACAGGCUGCUGCUGCUGCUGAGUGUGUGUGUGUGUGUGUGUGUGUGUGUGUGUAUGUGUGUUGUGUUCUAAGUAGGUCAUGAUUAGCUGUGAGAUUUACUUGUUACGUGGACAAAUAACCAACUCAGAUAAGCAGGUCUGUUUUUCAACCUGCGUGAUGUACUUUCAGGGUUUUUUUGGUUUGUAGGUUUAAUCUGUUUUGGUAAAUUCAUGAUUGUUUUUAAUCCCCCGUACCAUUAAUGGAACCACCGAAGAAGAAGUGCAUCUAUACUGUGCAUUUCCUCCAGUACAUUAUUCCUGUAGAUUUAAUUUGACGACAUUUAAGCAGCUCCAAAGACUUCAUCUGUAGGUUGUGACUGGUGAGGUACCCACUGGGUCUCAUUCACUGUGUUUCAGUUGAGAAGGGACCAGUGCAAAUCGCUAAAUUCAACUGAUUCAUUCAAUAUUGCAAAUCUUUCAGAAGGGCACUGAGGUUGACCUCAUUUCCACUGUUGCCAACAUCACACGCACACUUUAGGCAAAAAAAAAACCCAAAUGUAUUUAGUCAAUCACAGAAACUAAAGAAUCUAUAAAACCUGGUUCUAUAUCAAACAUGGUGGCUUGCAAUCAAGGUCUCAAAUUUAGCAAGUGUGGGAACAGAUCCUAUCUUAGGAGCUUGUAUUCAAUGAGCUCAGGCAUCUAAGGAACGAGUCAUGUGGGUUUUAUAAUUCCUGCGUGACAAGUUUGUAAGAUGAGAACAUGGAGGACCAUCACUCUGCAGCAUGCCUAUCCACAAUCCAAAACAGAAAAACACUCUAUGACAAUUCUUUACCUACAAGACAACUGAAAACUGAGAACACGCCAAAUCUCUGCUGCAACUUGAAGCCAAGAGUGUUUUUCUGUGAUGUUUCAAUGUAAAUUCCUCUUCAAGUCACAUCCAUCCCCUAAGCAGAAGUUUAGGCUUCACAAAGGAUUCAUUGAGAGCACAAUAAAUGAGUUCAAAGUUGUUGAAAACACAGAAUCUGUGAUAACUAAACGUGUGUGUGUGUGUAGACAAGGCAACCACUCAGUGAGUGAAACAAUGUCAUUAAUGUGAAAAGUAACUUAGAUUAGAAUUAAAUUAAAUUAGAAUUUCUAAAGCAGUUUUUUCUUCUUUUUUUGUGUGCAUCAAAAUCAGUCUUUGAAUUUCAAAACCAUUGAAUUUCAAGCACACAUUUUUAUUUCUGACACUAAUUUUUUUCACAAUGAUGAAAUAAAUUCAGUGGAAAAGAAAAACGGUUUAAAAUAUUUAUUGAGUACCUCGACUUAAAAAAACAGGGUAAAAGAAAAUUUGGUGUCAAAAAACUCUGUAAAAUAGACCGACUUAACAUCUGGGUAACCAGGGAAAAGCAAUCGAUUCCUGGCUCAAUCAUCCAUCACCCAGCCAAUCAAAAAUGCUAGAUUGGGCAUGUGGCACCUACCCAAGUGGAAAAUUUAAUCCAAUCGAUUGCCUCUCCCUGGUUACCCAGAUAGGGUUGAGUUGGUCUCUUUUACACAAAUAUUUGCAUGCCUGAAAUUCGAGGGUUUUGAAAUUCAAAGUCUGAUUUUGAUGCAAAAAAAAUCUGCUUUAAAAAUUCGAUUUUAAAAUCAGAUGUCACAGAUUUACUUCCAUAAAUUAAAAGUUAAAAAUGACAUGUUCAGUGGUUGUCAAACAAUCUGAAGAUGGUGUGAAGUGUGAUGCGUACACAAAAUUGAUGUUCCUUCCUUCAUCACAUUGUCCUUUGUGUUUAUCUAAAAUCUGUCCACUUCAUUUCGUUUUUCCACGAAACAUUUUGAGGCCAGUUUUUCUCUACAGCUGUGAUUUUGAUCUUUUUACAUGCUGACAAUCUUCACCUUUCAUUCCCUCAGUGCAUUUAUGCUUCUGGUUAAUCAGCAAAUGGCCAUCAGCCAACGUGUGAAUCAGACACAUGCGUGAGAUACAAUAUGGCCCUGAGCCCAUGAGAGCAUUUAGUUGUCAGUAACACUUGCGUGACCUGUUUUUGCUUUCUCGUGAUUAUUUCAUUUCAUUUUUUCAUUAUUGUCCUUCAAAACAUUUUAUACAAUUCUGUGACAUUUAUUUGUUUUUUGAAGAUUUUAUUGUGUUUUUUUAAAUAUAAUUAUCAGGUAUCAGGUUUUUAAUAAGAAUCAAAGGAUUUUUUCUAACAUAUAACAAAUGUGUCAACCUAAUGAUGUUUGCCUAACUCCUCCCAGCACUUGAAAUAGUCAGUAACCCAGCACAGUGUCCUACAUCUUAACCCUCCUCCUCCUUCUCCUCCUCCUCCUCCUCUUCCUCACAGAUGUCCCUUUGAUUUCCACACAGGUGCCCUGAUGCACGAACUGUCCAACGACGGAGCCCGACGUCAGUUUGAGUGUUAUCUGGAGGAGAUGGUGCUGCCGCUGAUGGUGGCCAGCGCUCAGAGUGGAGAGAGAGAGUGCCAUGUGGUGGUGCUGACUGAUGACGACGUGGUGGACUGGGACGAAGAGUACCCUCCACAGAUGGGAGAAGAAUACUCUCAGAGUAAGUUAUUUUUAUUCUAAAUGUGUGAACGGACAACAGUUAGGGCUAAAACCCACAGGAUCCAUAACGGCUGCGCUCCGAUCUGGAAUGGCAGGUGGAUCAAAUACGCAAGCAUUAUAAUCAAUGUGUGUGAUUCCACACAGUCCAUCCGCUGUUCGGCUCUGCUGCAGAUUGGUUCCGGCAGCUGGAUCAGAUACGCAAGGCUUCUAUUUUUGCUGGACACCGCAGUAUGGAGCAUUAAGUCAGUGCAGCGCAGCACGAGCAGCAGCGGAGGUUGUAUGUGGCUACAAAGUAAAAUAUCUGGUUGAUUUUCAAAAUAAAAGAAAGUCAAUACUGUUCUCUCGGUAAUAGGAGAGGCCAGGGUUGUGGGAUGUGGGUGUUUAUACACACCGAUCAGUGGGUCUCAUUAAAUGUCUCACAGGAAACAUGGGCGCUAUAUGCUCGCGUAUUUGAUCCGCCCACUGGUCCUGAGCGGAGCGGAAUGGAGCCGUUCUGGAUCCUGUAGUAACCCUGGGUUACACCCAGCCAGCCAGGUCCUCUGCUUUAGUGGCAUUAUGUCAGCCUUUUGGGAGGAGUCAGGUGUUGGUGCCUCAACCUCAACCAAAGAAUGAGACAUGGUUACAAGUUAGAAAGAGUUGUGUAUUUUUUCUCUUGACAAUAUGAAAACUUUUGAAGGCCAUCUUGUUGAUUGGUCUACUAAAUGUCCUUCUCUUUCUCAACAGUCAUCUACAGCACCAAACUGUACCGCUUCUUCAAGUACAUCGAGAACAGAGACGUGGCCAAGUCUGUGCUGAAGGACAGAGGACUGAAAAAGAUCCGCCUGGGCAUAGAAGGUACCGAGCUUCUUCAACAUUGAAAUCAGAGUCCUGCCUGUAUCAACAGCUCUUAUCUUUUGUUGUAUGUUUUUUUUUUUUUUUUUUUAAGGUGAAUCUGACCUCUGGUCCUUGUUUAAAAAAAUCAAUUUCACGUCAUAAGAAUUUGCACCAACUUGGGAGCAUUGUCAACAAAAAAAAUUUAAAUUUUUAUAGAUUUUUACCUCCAUUUUUUUUGUCCUUUUUUUUUUUUUUUUUUUUUUACAGCAGAUGAAGUGAAGUAAACAUCAUUUGGGUUAGGGUGUUCUAAGUUUAAGUACUAAAGAACAGAAAAACAAACAGUAAUUAUCUUUCGUCAUGGAGGCUAUUUCACUGGCUAUAAAGAAAUGCUGAUGACUUGGCGUCUGGAGUGUGCCAACUGAACACACUGGAGAUGAUGUCAUCAUUUCCAUCUAACUGCUGUAGUGGCUGAACCAGAGUUUUCACACGACCCAAAAAAGCUUUUAAAACUGUGGGUUUGGAUAUCAUGUUCUUGACAAAACGUCAAGUACUGAAAGUUUUUGCUGAUUUACCAACAGUUGUGUCCCGGCCUCGUGGAAGCUAACCCCAAUAUAUAUAUGGGAAAAUCAUUUAUAUGAAAUAUUAUGUGUCAUUAAAUGAGCAUCUGAAAUGCUAGACACUGGACAUGAUAUCGAUCUUCUUAUUUAGCCAGAUCAAGAGCAAAAACCAUGGACAUUUCCAAAUGUUUAGAUAUUUAUACAAUGCAUCUCAAAAUUUCUGUAGUUAUAAUCUCUUCAUCUGGUCAAGUAUUAUUUGAUUUUCCCAGGCUACCCGACCUAUAAAGAAAAGGUGAAGCGGCGUCCAGGGGGGCGUCCUGAGGUCAUCUACAACUAUGUCCAGCGCCCUUUCAUCCGCAUGUCCUGGGAAAAGGAGGAAGGAAAGAGCCGCCAUGUGGACUUCCAGUGUGUCAAGUCCAAGUCCAUCACCAACCUGGCUGCAGCUGCUGCAGACAUCCCCCAGGACCAGCUGGUGGUCAUGCAUCCUCCAGGGCCACAGGUGGAUGAGCUGGACAAUCUGUCCCAGCCCACACACAGCGUCAACGACCCCCACCAGCUGGCGUAUGGGCAGGCAGCAGAGAACAGUGCGGGCCCCCAGUUAGCUCUGGGCUAUGAAGGCCCUGGUCAGCAGGCUCAGGACAGUCAGAGCCAGGCUGCCCGCGGCCAGCAGCAGCUUGGCAGCAGCCACACUCAGGCCACCUACCACUAUGAGCCAGACCCAGACACACCAUCACCCUCUGCAUGAGACUGGCUUCACACUGACCCCUCCCCCCUCUGCUGUGUUCACACAGAGUAACAGGUGAUUUUGUUUCCAUCACAACACAAGGAAAGCCAACAAAUAAAAAACAAAUAAACAUAACAAAAAAAAUCCCUCUGACAUGAUUGUCCUUUCAACCAAACACCAAACUGUGACACCGCUGCUAGCGAUGCCAAGAAGCACAGGAACCUGAUUGGCCUUCACCAGCCAAUAAGCACACCAAGUUCAACUUUAACAGCUAGAAUUCAAGAAUCUCAUAUCACAUGUUGCUUUCAGUGUGAAUGCAGAUUAGAUUUCCCCCAGCUCCUGCUCUUCAGUGGCAAAACACCACUUUGCCUUCUGUUGCACCACUGCUGCAGCCUCUCUCAGUCAACACGGUCUGAAGGAGCGCCAACAGGUCGGCAGCCAAGGACGCAUGAAGCACAUCUGCAGGCCUCCACCCACACCUCCCUCCACCUUUUGUAUGAAUCUGACCAAAGGAGACUCCAGUUAAACUCUCUAUGUGAAAAGACAGAGUGAUGUGUACAUAUAAGGAAGUGUAUGUAUGUGUGCGUGUGCGCUCCUUAUGCUGUACCUCACUUGAAAAGUGGAUUUCAGUGCCUCUGUCUGUCUUUUCUGGGGCUAGAUUGGAGGUUUUCAGUGGGAAUCCAACUUUUCCAGCCAAUGUUAAGUUCUUGAUAGAAGGGUUUUUGUUUUUUUACUCCACACUUCUUUUAAAGGUCCUGUGAGGAGUUUUUGAUAGGUAAUAAAACAGACUGAAAUGACCAGUGAUGCAUCUCUGCGAUGAAGAAAAUCAAAUGAGACCGUUAAAGACAGGAUUGAAGAUUUGUUAAGUGUAACUUUCAAUGCCUGUAGCUUCUGUGAGGGGGUAAGCCAGGCUGGAGAGACAGCUUUUGCUACCUUUCUUUAGCAAAUAUGAACAGUCAAGGCAAGGCAAAAUCAGCAACAAUACAAAGGUCAACACUUGGUCCGCAGGGGGCGCCAAAAUCAAUAGAGAAAGUUCCCCACAGGAGCUUUAAGAACAAAGUUCCACUCCUUUUUGUUUUUUUAGCCACUUUAUUUGGGCCCUGGUUUACAUUGAGAGUUGAUGCUUGUACUUGUUUGCCUGUUGCUGACCCACAAGGAAAAACUCUGCACAGUCAUCAUCACCAUUGCUGUGAGCACACAGGGUGACAGAUGUCAGAUUAUAUGUUCAACACAAAGUUUUUUUUGUUUUUUAAAUUAAACGACUUUCACAACACUUGUCUUCAAA
Messenger RNA from Xyrichtys novacula (pearly razorfish), 22795 nucleotides. The record is from the annotation of a GenBank genome assembly. Lineage: Eukaryota; Metazoa; Chordata; Actinopteri; Labriformes; Labridae.